Messenger RNA from Knipowitschia caucasica, 1593 nucleotides. The record is from the annotation of a GenBank genome assembly. NCBI's taxonomy places the organism in Eukaryota, Metazoa, Chordata, Actinopteri, Gobiiformes, Gobiidae.
AUGACAAGCCUUCCGAGGUUUAGUGGCUGCCCUCUCUCCUGCGUCAGCCCCGGAGAGAGCAAUACUGAGCCCAGCGUGGUGCUGCCACCUUUGGCAGGGGAGCACAUGGGACACCCCACUGGCACUUCUUUAAAACUCUGCCUCUCACGCAAUUUGCGAGACUACCCCGAGACGAGGUCCAGUGCAUAUGCUGACCACUCGGUGGCUACUUUUGCAGACUCUGGAUUCACAAGUCACCGGCUUGAGCACAGCCCUCGGGGCAUCCUCAUCGGAGCCAACCUCUGUGGAGCCGGCAUGCCACCCGUCACUGAUCAACUGGCUCCCAGGGCACACCAACAUGGAGGAGGUGAGAGGUACAGGGACUUCUCUGGCGUCAGGGACAACCGGAGCCAUGCGUUCUUCCCCAGUUACCAGGAGCAGGCCCACGGCUCUGCUGACGGCGCUCAGAUGAUGCUUGGUCUACCUGGAGACCUCCUGACUCGGACACACCCCUACAGCCAGAGCCUCAGCCCCAAGGGCAACAGUCAGCAGCUCGUCUCGCAGUUUCUGGGACUUUACAAGCCCUUAAACAUGGCCAUCCAGCGCGGGACAGCCGGGGAAGCCUUCUUUAGGUGCCCCAAGCAGCACCUCAAGCAUGAGCUGCUGUGCAAGUGGACAAACAGCCAGGAGGGGACUGGGAAAGUGCCUUGCUCCAGAGCCUUCGGCAGCAUGUACGAGCUGGUGACCCAUGUGACCGUGGAGCACGUCGGUGGACCUGAGCACGCAGAGUACGUGUGCUCCUGGGCGGACUGCCCCAGAGACAGCAAGCCGUUCAAAGCCAAGUACAAGCUCGUCAACCAUGUCAGAGUUCACACUGGGGAGAAGCCCUUUCCCUGCCCGUUUCAUGGCUGCGAGAAAGUGUUUGCUCGUUCAGAAAACCUCAAGAUCCACAAGAGAACGCAUACAGGUGAAAAGCCCUUUAAAUGUGAGUUCGAGGGCUGCAGUCGGAGGUUCGCCAACAGCAGCGACCGGAAGAAACACUCACACGUGCACUCCAGCGACAAGCCGUACGUGUGUAAGGUCAGAGGCUGCGACAAGUGCUACACACACCCCAGCUCCCUGCGCAAACACAUGAAACUGCACUGCAACAAGACUCCUCCAAAAGGCACCGAGACGCGCGUAGGAGACGACGCACCGGGGCCAGAGAGCAGGGCGAGCCACGCACCACGGGACGCAGCCCAGGGCGUCCCAAGCCACGGCCACAGCCACAGCCACAGCCAUUGCGCACAGGACCUGCCCUUGUACGCGGACUCAGAGCAGACGCUGAGGUCAAGGCUGCACCACGCCUUUGACUCUGGCGUGGAUUAUGCCGCGCACAGACCUCUGCUGUACCGCGGCCAGCACCACGCAGUCCAGCCCAGUGGUCAGGCCUCGCACGGGUUCACUCAGAGCUCCAGGACUUUCCCCACGUCUCCGUUCCAGAAGAGUCUGGUCAAUGGCUGUGUGCACCCCUGGGUGGCUGUCAUGCCAUCAUGGGGUUUAGACCCAGCUGUGUACCAGGGGGUGGGCUGCUUCAUCACACUGGCUCUCUGGCUCUUUGACGCAUCAUCAUAA